UCCCUCCCCUGCAUACAUUCACAGUCCAGCUGUCCGUCUCCACACUCACUCUAUCAGGAGUGAGGACAGAAGAGAAGACGUGCCACCACUGCUCAGAAAGAGAUCCACUGCUGGCCUGUUCCUCAGCAUCAUCUGCUCCACACCAUCGCAUGUCUGUCUGACCUCCUCUCUUUACUCAACACUAUUGGAGGUGUCUUUGUGUCUGUGCUCAGCGAGACCUGUUGAAGGGGUGUGUGAGGAUGCGGCCCGGGUGUAUUUUGCUCUUUUGUAUGUGCAUCUCUGUGUUUCUCCACCGCGCUAUUUCACAGCCACCCACAGAAACUGACACCUACACGGAAUGUACAGAUGGAUAUCACUGGGAUUCACAGACUCAGCACUGCAAAGAUAUAAAUGAAUGUGAGACAAUCACAGAAGCCUGUAAGGGAGAAAUGAAAUGCUUCAACCACUAUGGUGGAUACCUGUGCCUCCCUCGCUCAGCCUCGGUCAUCCCCGCCGCUGAGCCACCCAACCAGAUCCACCAGAGCCUGGAGAAUGAAGCCAGAGAGCCUUUCAACUCGUGCCCUCCAGGUUUCGAGCCCCAGCAGGACAGCUGCUUGGAUGUGGAUGAGUGUGAACGGGACAGCCACGACUGCCAGCCCAGUCAACAGUGUUUCAACACAGAAGGCUCCUUCUCCUGCCAGUGUCCAGAUGGUUAUCGCAAAGUGGGCACAGAAUGCAUUGACAUCGACGAGUGCCGGUACCGUUACUGUCAGCAUCGCUGUGUUAAUGUCCCUGGCUCUUUCUCCUGCCAGUGUGAGCCUGGUUUCCAGCUGGCUGGCAACAAUCGCUCCUGUAUUGAUGUGGAUGAGUGUGGUAUGGGGGCCCCCUGCAGUCAGAGGUGUUAUAACACAUACGGGACGUUCCUAUGUCGAUGUGAGCAGGGUUAUGAGCUCGGGGCAGAUGGCUUCGCAUGCAAUGACAUAGACGAGUGCAGCUACUCCAGCUACCUGUGCCAAUAUCAGUGUGUGAAUGAACACGGCAAAUUCUCCUGCGUCUGUCCUGAAGGCUAUCAGCUCCUGGGCACUCGCCUCUGCCAAGACAUAAAUGAGUGUGAGACAGGAGCUCACCAGUGCUCCGACGGACAGACUUGUGUGAACAUUCAUGGAGGUCACAAAUGUGUUGACAACAAAAGCUGUCAGGAUCCCUACAUGCAAGUAUCUGAAAAUCGCUGUAUGUGUCCAGUCUCCAAGCCUGCCUGUCGAGACAUGCCGUACUCUAUUGUCCAUCGCUACAUGAGCAUCACAUCAGAGCGCUCCGUCCCUUCAGACAUCUUUCAGAUUCAGGCCACCAGUGUCUAUCCUGGAGCCUACAACACCUUCCGCAUUCGCUCUGGAGACGACAAUGGAGACUUCUAUAUCAGACAAAUCAACAACAUCAGCGCCAUGCUUGUUCUGGCCCGCGCUGUCAACGGCCCUCAAGAGUAUGUGCUGGAUCUGGAGAUGGUUUCUAUCAACCCGCUCAUGAGCUACCACAGCAGCUCUGCCUUGCGCUUAACUAUCUACGUUGGGCCUUACGCCUUUUAACUGAGAGAGAAUUGGAGAUGUGGAGAGGGAGAAACAGCGGUGGAAGAGUGGAAGCACUGAUCGAUUCAUGCAAAGAGGAGGCCUUAUGAGCUGGAUAUGUCUGCUGGUCUGUCUGCAGACGGCAUUUCCAAGAUUGUACAAAAGAGAAACACACCAACCUAUACAACUUCUACAUCAUAAAUGAUAAUAAUAAAAAAGGCUAUCCGCUUGUUAAGUUGAGACUAUGCAAUACUCAAUACUGUUUCCUGGUCCAAGCCUCUAGUCAAUAGAAUCAAGAAAUCUCUCUCAAUAGUCAAUAUUAUGACCACUUUUCUUGUCAUAUCAUACAUUAAAAGCCACAAGUUUACAGUUUCUGCUGCAUCCCAGAUACCAAUAUUUGAAUCAUUCAUAAAAGACGAAUAUGAUGAUAAUAUCAUUUAAAUUUUUAAUACAGCACACUCUGAGCGUUUAUUAGCACCAUUUGUUGUCUGAUUUUGGCAUCUGCUAGAUAGAGCCAUUGGACUAGAGAAAAUAAAAUUGCACAUCUGGAUAUUUCAUUUUUCUGCGAUAUAAAUACAAUUUCACCAGAUGGCUUGAACAGCUCUAUUUGGAAAGAUUUCAUUCAUUUAGAUCGACUGGGAUAUGAUUAUGUGGGGGAAUGAAUUGUGUAUAAUAUACAAAUUAAAAACAUAGAUGAAUACAAUCGAGCAGGGGUGCCCAAACUUUUUUGUAUGAAGGGCCAAAAACCAAAUAUCAUUGAGAGCUGUGGGCCAAAGGUAAAUAUACCAAACUAUUUUACAUUAAAGUUACCAUGGGUAAUUUCCUAAUAUAUUUCAUAAUAUUUAAAAAUAAGUAGAAAACAUUGUUUUGAAUCUUGUUAACUAAUGCAAUAUAACUUUUUAAUUAGAACUUAUUGUAAUAAAAAGAUAAACAAUUACAUUUAUAACACAGUGAAGUUCAAUGCUGAAUACACUAGUCAAGUAAAAUCUGCAUUGAUUUGCUCACCAAAGUCUCUCCAUUGUCCUCUAUCUGUCGGGUGACAGUAUGUACAUUCUUCAACCCAGGCUCAUUCUGAGAACGUAGUCCUGUGGACGUUUCUGGAGACCGCGAAAUACGUUCCGGGAGGUACGUAUUUUUGCAGUUUUUGUUUUCGCGAAUCCGCGAGAG
Danio aesculapii is the source of this 2708-nucleotide messenger RNA. It is a transcript of the gene efemp2a, whose product is annotated as EGF containing fibulin extracellular matrix protein 2a. The transcript is spliced from 11 exons. The record is from RefSeq and is a predicted model, not a curated record. Gene Ontology annotation, molecular function: calcium ion binding. The coding region runs from base 240 to 1562 and encodes 440 amino acids. NCBI's taxonomy places the organism in Eukaryota, Metazoa, Chordata, Actinopteri, Cypriniformes, Danionidae.